AAAAAAGGUAAGAAAUAUGACCAAAAUGAAAAGGAAAAUAUUACUUUUGGUUAAUUACAUAACGCUUAUCUUGUACUUUUCGUCAACCUCGAGGUUUAAUUAAAAUUUCGAAGGUUAGUCGAAGGAAUUACGGAUCUAGAGAGAUCUUUUCCCUGAAAAAGAGACAUAUUUAUCUCUCAGAUUGAACUUCGAUAAACCCAUCCCCCCCCACAAACGACGACUCAUCCUUUUUUUUUUAGAGUACUGAUCGAUGGCGAGAGUUGCGGUUUUGGUUGCAGGGGCGGUGCUGGCUUUUCUGCUGGCGGCGACGAAUGUGACGGCGAAGAGGUGGACGGUGGGUGAUAACAAGUUCUGGAAUCCUAAUAUCAACUAUACCAUUUGGGCUCAGGACAAACAUUUCUACCUCGACGAUUGGCUCUAUUUUGUAUAUGAGAGAAACCAAUACAACGUUAUAGAAGUGAACGAGACGAACUACAUAAGCUGCAAUCCCAAUAACCCGAUCGCAAAUUGGAGUCGUGGAGCUGGAAGGGACUUGGUUCAUCUCAAUGUGACAAGGCAUUACUAUCUGAUUAGUGGUAAUGGUGGUGGAUGUUACGGAGGUAUGAAGCUCGCUGUUUUAGUUGAGAAACCGCCUCCUCCACCAGCUGCAGCACCUAACAAGAACAGUGCAAGAAGAACCUUCUCGGUCUCCGGUUUUGCCUAUCAGUUUCUUAUUCCAGUAGCUGUUUUCGCAGCAGUUGGGACACGGUACUGAGGUUGUGGUAACAAUCUUUAAAGAGAAAACGAUUGUUAUCGGUGAAAUCCGAUUCGAUUGAUAUCUUCGCAAAGUGAAGCUCUUUUGUAGUUUUAGUGUUACUCUUUUAUUAUGUUGGGUUCUUGGAUCUUUCUCUAGUCAUUCUACACUCGGGUGUGUGUGUGUGUCUUUGGAGAUUGUUCAUGCUUUUGCUUUUGUUCAGGGGGGGAAUCAUUUGUCGAAAUAAACAAUUGUAAUAUAAUUUGUUUGAACAAUCUUUAAAAACUUUUUUGGGCCUAUGUAUUGGGCUUCGAUUUUUUUUGUAGUUGUAAUUUGUUUGUUCAUGCUUUUGCUUUUGUUAGGGGGAAAAAUCAUGUGUUGAA
Arabidopsis thaliana (thale cress) is the source of this 1116-nucleotide messenger RNA. It is a transcript of the gene ENODL16, whose product is annotated as early nodulin-like protein 16. Gene Ontology annotation, cellular component: plasma membrane; membrane. Gene Ontology annotation, molecular function: electron transfer activity. The record is from RefSeq and is marked reviewed. The coding region runs from base 251 to 754 and encodes 167 amino acids. NCBI's taxonomy places the organism in Eukaryota, Viridiplantae, Streptophyta, Magnoliopsida, Brassicales, Brassicaceae. The transcript has 2 exons.